Molecule: messenger RNA, 2810 nt
Organism: Leopardus geoffroyi (Geoffroy's cat)
Lineage: Eukaryota; Metazoa; Chordata; Mammalia; Carnivora; Felidae
Gene: TRMT10B
Product: tRNA methyltransferase 10B
Exons: 9
Coding region: 139-1089 (316 amino acids)
Biological process (GO): tRNA N1-guanine methylation
Cellular component (GO): nucleus; nucleoplasm
Molecular function (GO): tRNA binding
Source: RefSeq, a predicted model, not a curated record
AGCUACCAGGCUGAAAACCACAACUCCCAGAAUGCCACUCGGAGGGGGGCAGGAACAGGAAGUUGGCCCGGAGGCGGGGCCUGACGUGCGCCGCCGAGACUGCGCGAGGUGAGGGAUUCAGGACAGAAGACUAAGCACAUGGACUGGAAAUUGGAAGGGAGUGCUCGGAAAACAGACUCACGCGUGCUGCAGGAGCAAGAAGUCAUCCUAGAGGACACAGGUGAAGACAGCAUCUCUGAAAGCUUCCGGCUUCUACAGAUUGAUGUGGAAUGUGAGCAUCUGGAGGGAGAGACACUGCCCACAGGCAGUGCAAUGUGGUGCUCAAAAAACGUCCAAAGAAAACAGAGACACUGGGAAAAGAUAGUUGCAGCAAAGAAGAGCAAAAGAAAGCAAGAAAAAGAAAGAAGAAAGGCCAAUCGUGUAGAAAAUUCAGGCAUCUGCCCCCAGCACAGCAAACGUUUUCUGAGAUCCUUAACCAAGGAGAGACUUUUGGAAGCCAAACACUCAGGACCAAGACUCUGUAUUGAUUUGAGUAUGACCCACCACAUGUCUAAGAAGGAGUUAAGUAGACUGGCUGGACAGAUCCGAAGGUUGUAUGGUUCAAAUAAAAAAGCUGACAGGCCAUUUUGGAUCUACCUCACUGGAUUCACAACAGACAGUCACCUAUAUGAAGAAUGUUUGAGGAUGAAUGAUGGAUUUUCUAGUUACCUGCUAGACAUAACAGAGGAAGACUGCUUUAGUUUAUUUCCUCUGGAAACCCUUGUGUACCUGACUCCUGAUUCAGAACAUGCUCUUGAAGAUGUUGAUCUAAACAAAGUUUACAUCCUUGGUGGACUUGUGGACGAAAGCAUCCAGAAGAAGGUGACAUUUCAAAAAGCCCAAGAGCACUCUGUCAAGACAGCCCGCUUGCCAAUCCAGGAAUACAUGGUCAGAUGCCAGAAUCGGAAAAACUAUCAUUCAGAGAUCUUGGCCAUCAAUCAAGUCUUUGAUAUCCUAUCUGCAUACUUUGAGACUCAAAACUGGCCUGAAGCAUUGAAGAAAGGAGUUUCUUCCAGAAAAGGCUACGUUCUUCAGAACUCAGUGGAGUGAUGGACAGACAGCCUAAGAAGUUGCAUGGGUGGGGAAGUUGCUGAAGGUGCCUUGACCGAAAAGCGGAGCAGAGGGUGGCAAUGGCACACACUUGCCUUUACUUGACAUCCUGGAUCUUCACUAGAAUAGAAGUUACUAAUAACAGGGACCAUAUUUUACACUCUUUUCUAUCUCCGAGUGCCUGGCUCACAGGAAGAGCCCAGAUAUAUGACUACGUAAAAAGUUUACAUAACCAGGAAUUAGCCCAAAACUACAUGGCUUUGGAUGUAUUAAUUCAUCUUUUAUGUACCUAUUUGUGAAAUACCUAUUCUUUAGAGAUAGCUUAAAUAAUUAAAUAAUUAUUGUAUUGAGUUUAAUUUUCACUCAACUGGUAUCAUCAAGUUGUAGCACUUUCUCCAGUCUCCUCUGUUCAUGGUGAUUUUCCCCAACUCAGCAAUACACUCUAUGUGUUUUGCAGGAUCCUAACCUAGCCCUGCUUUAAGCCCCCAUAGCACUUUGUUCCCACUUGUAGCUCCCACCCUGUCUCUCCUGCUCUGAGUAUGGAGUGGAGGGUUACUCUCUUCCUAAAGGUAGCCUCCUAACAGGACACUUUGUGGGAGUAUCUUUGUAUCUUUCUGAGCCUUGUGCAAACUAGUUUCUUCAUAUAUAUUUAUAGUCAACAGGCAGAAUUGAAGAGCAAAAACACAGUAUUGGUAAGUCUAACGUAAAAAUAACCAGAAAAGAAAAAAAGUAACCAGAAAAUACAUUGCCUCUGACGCAAGUAUGUUGGAUAACCUUUCAUUACACAAUCUCAGUGAUCCCUUUUCUCAGGUCUUAGUUACAUAUAGUUGCUUCAGUUACUCUGGCCAGCUUGGGUUAGUAAACUUGAAAGCUAAGCAGUUAGCAAAUUCAGAGAAUAUAUUCUGUAGCUCCAAAGAACCAAAACGUUAUUUCUCUGCUCUCUCCCCUCCCUUUCAUGAUUUAAUCCUAAAGGAGCUAUCAUCACUUGAUAAAUUCUAUCAAUAUCUUUGUAUUAAAAACAGCCCAGUCUUCAGGAAACAUCUUUAGGAAUAUAUAAUGCUCCUUGGUCUUUAUCACCGUAUUAAAUGAGUUCUAUAAUCUCUGUCAUCCAAAAGGGACCUCCUAUGGCUAGGCUUCAGGGAUGACUCUUAUCAUACUCUCAGGGAGGUCUCUGACCUCUGAACACUGACCUGGAUCAUCUGCCAGGCUUCAUUUUUACCUCUAAAGGCUUUGCUUACAAUAAUCAAAUGGCAUGGAAGAAUUUCCUCUCCAACGCUAUCACUUCUACCAUUUUUUUUUAAAGCCUAGGCAGGAAGUUUUGGACUUGGCUUCAGAGAUCCUCAUCUGUGUUAUUUACAGAACCAACAAAAAGCUGGAUAUAUGCAAAAUAUCUUAACAUGAACAUUAAAUAUUCGAUAACUAUUUCAUUUUUAAUAGCAAUCAUAUAAGAAAUACAUCAAACAUUGAAGUGGACAAAGAUUACAAAGUAGUAUAUAAAGUAUAAUCCUAUAAUUUCAAUUUAAAGAAUAUUCACAUACAUUAUGUCUAUAGUGCAUUUGCUUCUUUAUACUUUAUGUAUUCUCAUUUUCUCUGGUGAACAUGUUUUACUUUUACCAGAAAAUAAUGGUUAUUUUAAUGCUUAAUUCCAGUUUAUUAUAGAAGCUGCGCUUCAGCCAAAUUAAAGGAGUUAACACCAAAUAAACCUUAAUACUUUUAGUAAA